AAUUUAAACCCAAAAAUAUUUUGGGUCAAAAUAGGAAUUGCUGGCAUACUCCAUUUUCUAAUCUCAAUUUCGAAAUUCGUGAUUCUCUUUGCUCCAUCAAGGGGAAGCAUUCUCUUGCUCCACAGUCCCAAAGCGGAACCUGGAAUCAAAUUCUAGGUUCUCAAUAUUUUAUCCAGCCAUAUAGGAACUGAAAUUUUGAAUGGCACAGUCUGCAAGUUUAGUCCAUACUAGCCUCCUAAAUUAUGGCUUUACUCCCAAAUAUUGGAGAUAUGAUAUGACUAAAUCACGACCAUCCCCUCGUAGUGUUCGUAUCAAAGCUGUGCAAGAUACCAGUGGUCCUCGUAGGUUAGUUGAUAUCAUUAGACUCGUGCCUGAGCUCUCGAGAAAUUACUUUCGAAGUCCUUCAAGGAGGGCCCUUUUUGGAGGAAUCUCAUUGUUAGGUGGCUUUUAUGUGGCACAGACUAUAUCAUUGUCAUUUGGAGCUUUAGGAGUAAAUGAUGUGAUUGCUGCUGUGGUAUGUGUUCUCCUUACCGAGUACGUUACUCGAUUUUAUUAUAGUCGACCAAAGGUAACUUUCCCCAUUGCUCUACUAAACAACUUCAAAAUGGGAUUCACUUAUGGUCUUUUCAUUGAUGCCUUCAAACUUGCUAGUUAACAGCACUUGGUGAAACCAUUCUGGUGGUAGCUAGCAUUUACAUUUUAAAGUCCUUUGCACAAUAAUUUUUGUAUAUAUCUUUAAAGCUUGUUCUAAUUGUUUUAGAUGAACUAUUUUCCCUUCUUUAUAUAUUUCUUCUGUAUAUUUUCAUCUGACAGUUACAUUGAAGAAUUAAAUGUUCUAUUCACCCUCAGAUGCUAUAGUAACAGAUUUGAAUGUAAUUGAGAACUUUUAAGAGUGUAGUUCUUGUUCA
Molecule: messenger RNA, 908 nt
Organism: Benincasa hispida (wax gourd)
Lineage: Eukaryota; Viridiplantae; Streptophyta; Magnoliopsida; Cucurbitales; Cucurbitaceae
Gene: NPQ6
Product: YCF20-like protein (DUF565)
Source: RefSeq, a predicted model, not a curated record